Molecule: messenger RNA, 1209 nt
Organism: Trypanosoma conorhini
Lineage: Eukaryota; Euglenozoa; Kinetoplastea; Trypanosomatida; Trypanosomatidae
Product: proteasome regulatory non-ATP-ase subunit 7
Exons: 1
Coding region: 1-1209 (402 amino acids)
Biological process (GO): proteasome-mediated ubiquitin-dependent protein catabolic process
Source: RefSeq, a predicted model, not a curated record
AUGCCCCCGCCAAAGAAGGUGGCGGCAGACAGGGACAAUGAGGAGGGGGAGGAGCUGCAGCUCGAGGAACCUGUGCCUAUGAGUCCGCUUAUUUCGUUGCUGCACCUGCGCCACACCUACACGUCGCAGUACGUGGAGGAAUCGAAGCGUGAGGAGGCAAAGGCAGCCAUACUGCGGGAGGCGUAUGACCACAACAUGGCACCCUACCUCCGCUUCAUCUACGAAUCCUUUGCCUGGGCAUUGGAUGAGACUCGAAUGCAGGAAAUGGAUGCCGCCAAUGCGAAGAAGCUGGCGGAGCUGGACGCACGCAUCAAGGACGCGCAGGAGAACCUCGGUGACGUGGAGGUGCGUGAGGGGCUUCUCGCCAAGUGCGAUCACUUCGCCCGCAUUGGCGACCUGCAGGAGUGCCUAAAGUUUAACAUUGAGUGCUCUGGAAAGACGCUGGCGGCGGGCCCAAAGUUGGAUCUGUGCUUUCAGCGCAUUCUGUUAGGAAUCGCUUUCUCCGAGAACGAAAUUGCCGCCAACGGAAUUCGCGAUGCACACCGGCUGAUGAAAGAUGGCGACUGGGAGCGACGCAACCGCCUCAAGGUGUAUGAAGGUAUCUACUACGUCUUUAUCCGCGACUUUAAGCGCGGCUCUGAGCUGCUGCUGGACUCCGUCUCCACCUUUGCCGCCAGCGAGCUGAUGAACUUCAACGAGUUCAUCCUCAUCACGGUGGUCGCGAGUCUGACGGUGCUGAGCCGCUCCGAGUUGAAGCAGCAGAUUGUAGACAGUCCAGAGGUGCGGAGCGCCGACAUCAAGGACGUGUUUCACCUCGUCACGGUCAUCUACAACUGUCGCUACAAGGACGUCUUCCCCGCGCUCGACACCGUCUGCCACCAGCUGCGCGGCCUGGUCUACCUCUCCCAGCACGUGAACUACUUCUUCCGCGAGGUGCGUGUGCUGGUCUUCACGCAGUUUCUCGAAUCCUAUAGCAGUGUGACGUUGAACUCCAUGAGCGCCGCCUUUGGUAUUCCCCCGCCGGUGAUGGAUAGCAUGCUGGGGACCCUCAUCUCAAACGAGCGCAUCGCGUGCAAGAUGGACCGCGUCUCCGAUAGCAUCGCCACCUACCGGGGGGACACGACGAACUUCGACUACCACCGCAUCGUCAAGAAUGGUGACCUGUUGCUGAAUCGCAUUCAGAAGUUGUCUCGACUGGCGGAGAUGUGA